This is a messenger RNA of Fusarium graminearum PH-1, 759 nucleotides long. RefSeq lists its product as uncharacterized. Gene Ontology annotation, biological process: nuclear polyadenylation-dependent rRNA catabolic process; U4 snRNA 3'-end processing; poly(A)-dependent snoRNA 3'-end processing. The record is from RefSeq and is a predicted model, not a curated record. Lineage: Eukaryota; Fungi; Ascomycota; Sordariomycetes; Hypocreales; Nectriaceae. The transcript has 2 exons. Gene Ontology annotation, cellular component: cytoplasmic exosome (RNase complex); nuclear exosome (RNase complex). Gene Ontology annotation, molecular function: RNA binding. The coding region runs from base 22 to 759 and encodes 245 amino acids.
CAACAACAGAAAUCUCACAUAAUGGCAUCCGAUACUGUAUUUGUACUACCCGGAGAUAGCAUUGACCCGUCUCUCAUUCCUUCGCAUCCUAAGAAACCUCUUCGUCUCGGUCCUGGUCUGCGACAUGUCCCUCCCAACGACAUCAUUCCCACGCUCGCGGGUCAGCUUGUAACCGAUCGACAAAAGAAUGCUAUACGGGUAGAGAAUGCUCGAGGAAGAUACACCCCACGCGUUGGUGAACUCGUCAUCGGAACAAUCCAGCGCAGUGCUGCAGACUUCUUCUUCGUUACCCUCUCCGACUACACCGCACCCGCACAACUCCCACAGCUCUCCUUUGAGGGUGCUACAAAGAAGACUCGUCCUCAGCUUGCUGCGGGCGCACUCGUAUACGCACGUGUAGCUCUCGCCAAUCGCCACAUGGACCCAGAGAUAGAAUGUGUGUCCGCAUCAACAGGAAAGUCGGAAGGUCUGGGUCCUUUAGCAGGCGGUAUGCUAUACAACGUGUCACUUGGGAUGGCUAGGCGUCUCAUGAUGCCCAAGAGCGUGCAGGAAGGCCGUGUCGUCGUGUUAGAAGAGCUUGGAAAUGCAGGUCUUCAGUUCGAAACCGCAACAGGACGUAAUGGCAAGUUCUGGGUCGACAGCGAAAACGUGAAGACGGUUAUUGCUGUAGGCAGGGCAGUACAAGAGACGGACGAGAAGAAUCUAGAUGUCGAGGACCAGAAGAAGUUGGUGAGGAAAAUCAUCAAGGAGCUAAGCUAG